Solanum dulcamara is the source of this 832-nucleotide messenger RNA. RefSeq lists its product as uncharacterized. The transcript has 2 exons. Gene Ontology annotation, molecular function: dynein light intermediate chain binding; dynein intermediate chain binding. Bases 222 to 506 code for a protein of 94 amino acids. Lineage: Eukaryota; Viridiplantae; Streptophyta; Magnoliopsida; Solanales; Solanaceae. The record is from RefSeq and is a predicted model, not a curated record. Gene Ontology annotation, cellular component: dynein complex. Gene Ontology annotation, biological process: microtubule-based process.
CACACACUUUUGCUGAAAAAAGAGAUUUGGAGGAGAGAUUUUCUAAAUUUCUAUACAAAUCAAUUUUAGUGUGAUUCUUGCUUAGAGAAAGAGAAAGGGGAAGAUUCCUUCCUUCUUUCAUAGCUUGAUUUUAAAUUUGUGAACAGCAAAGAUAGUGUAUAAAUUGGGAUCGUCUACUUCAGAUUAAUAGACAAAGAGGAAAACAGAAAUUAGUUGACAAAAUGUUAGAGGGAAAAGGUGUGAUUGAAGAUACAGAUAUGCCAGUGAAGAUGCAGAUUCAGGCUAUGAGGUGGGUUUCUCAAGCUCUGGAUGUUUAUGAUGUUUUGGACUACACAUCCAUUGCUGCUCAUAUUAAGAAGGAGUUUGACAAGAAAUAUGGGGCUGGCUGGCAGUGUGUGGUGGGAUCAAAAUUUGGAUGUUUCUUCACUCAUACUAAAGGAACAUUUAUCUACUUCACCUUGGAGACUCUUAACUUCCUCAUCUUCAAAGGAGCUACUUCUCCUUAAUGAGCUUUUGAUUGUGAAAACAGUACUUGUAAUUACUCUUUAGCUUAGUAACUUCAUUGUUAGACUUUUGGAAAUUUGUAAUUUUAGCCAAUUUCCUCACACACCAGAUGCAAGCUAGUAGUUCACAUUGCACAAGUUAAAUGAGAUUACUAUGGGCAGAUCUUGUUUCCCUUAUUAAACUCCUGUUCAUUGUAUCAAAGAGCUUUCCCAAUACAUAUCAAGGAGAAAUUUUUGAAUCUUACAAGAGGACAAAAUUUGUCAACUCUUGAAGUGAAAAGUUAGAUUUCCUCAAUAUCCCAUUUCUGAAAUAUGAACUACGCUGAUUA